AUGAAUUCCAAAUAUCAAUCGAGGAAUGGCAAUAGAUACAGGAAGAGGCCUGUCCAUCAUCCUUACCACAGUCAAGAUUAUCAUCAACAAGAACAGCAGCAACAAGACUCUGGCAGAUUCCGCGGUAGCAACGAAAUGGACUGCGCUAUCCUGAUCAGCAAUCUGAUGAGGAACGUCAGCAAGUCCGAUUUCCAGGAUCUCUUCUACAACGUGGGUCACAUCGUCCACGCGGACGUGCAUACAGAUGAAAGUAAAAGGAUGGUCGGAACGGCCGUCGUUGUCUUCGAAAGUAGAUCCGCAGCUGUCCAAGCCUCGAAAGAGUUCGACGGGUACAAGUUAGGUGAGCAUCCGAUGAAAAUUAAGCUGAUGAACAGCAGAUCCCCGAAGGACAUGACCAGAAGAGCACCAAGACCUCAACAUCAACACGCUUCGUACAACAGGAAACCCAGAAACAAUAAACACGAGAAACAAUCCACAAAAACCGCUGAAGAAUUGGACGCUGAAUUGGAUGAGUACAACAAGAAGAGAGAUGAAUCGAAGUAA
Messenger RNA from Nicrophorus vespilloides, 543 nucleotides. Its product is annotated as aly/REF export factor 2-like. Gene Ontology annotation, biological process: mRNA export from nucleus. Gene Ontology annotation, molecular function: mRNA binding. Bases 1 to 543 code for a protein of 180 amino acids. The record is from RefSeq and is a predicted model, not a curated record. Gene Ontology annotation, cellular component: nucleus. The transcript has a single exon. Lineage: Eukaryota; Metazoa; Arthropoda; Insecta; Coleoptera; Silphidae.